This is a messenger RNA of Zea mays, 3501 nucleotides long. RefSeq lists its product as uncharacterized. The coding region runs from base 117 to 3188 and encodes 1023 amino acids. Gene Ontology annotation, molecular function: 4 iron, 4 sulfur cluster binding; DNA demethylase activity; DNA N-glycosylase activity. Lineage: Eukaryota; Viridiplantae; Streptophyta; Magnoliopsida; Poales; Poaceae. Gene Ontology annotation, biological process: chromosomal 5-methylcytosine DNA demethylation pathway; base-excision repair. The record is from RefSeq and is marked validated. The transcript has 17 exons.
CCAUAUCUGCCGCAAACCGCAACACACAAUCCAGAGCGAGGUCGUGGCGUGGACUCCAAAUCCUUCCUCUUCAGGACUCAACAGCGGAGUUCGCUCCGACCACGGGCCCUGCUGCCAUGGCGGCGGCGGCAGAUCUUGAGCCUCAGUUGGGGAUAUCGCCGGCGACACCCGACAUUGUCCGCAAGCUAGCUCGACCGUCCGGGACAACCACCGCAGUUGGCUAUUGCUGCACUGCUCUGUACACCAGCACGGCUGCUGGCCCCGGAAAGGUGGACGGCGAUGGCCUUGCCUCGGUGCCGUUGCAUGCCCAUGAACAUUCUCAGUCCGCCGCACUGGAUAAUUUGGUCCAAGUGGACUGUGAUCCCGUGGGCACUCAGGAGUCCAGCACCUUGCCUGCACUGGUGGGCGAGUCCUCUGGCAAGGUUGCACAGCAAGAGCAGCAGCACAAGGAAGGUGUUGAUAGUGCCAGAGAUGCAGGUGCUGCUUCUCCUGCCCCUACUUCUACUCCGGAGAACAUGGAGCCCACACCUCGGAGGAGGGGGAAGAAGUCGACCAAGGGGGUUCAACGUCUCAAAGUGGCCAAAGAUAAAGUGAUGAAGCUCAAGGUGACCACGCCUAGUACAGUAAAAAAGAAGAAAAUGACAGAGGAUGAUAUUCAACAUAUUGGUGCCCACAGGUCUAAUAGUGCAAGACGCAAGUUAGAUUUGGAUUUACAUUCAUCAGAAAGUAAAACAUGUUUCAGCAGAGCCGAGCUGAUGAUUAAUUUGAAGUGCAUUGGCAAGAGUUAUGGUUUAAUCAGUGAACUGACUACACAUAAGAGGAGCAAGAGAGGGAAAAAAAGGAAAAUGAUGGUAGGAAACAAGGAAAGUGGUCAGCUAGCACUUUUGCCUUACAACUGGACUACAACGGUUGCGGUAUCACGCCCUCUAACUCAUGUAAAGAAAUUGCGGGCUAAGGUUUUGGGCCUUACUGAUGAAACAAUGCGGGUUUGUGCUGUUUUGGCAAAUUGGAAUGGGAGCGACAAUGAAAGUUUUGAAGGUUUUGAUAUUGGCAAUGGACCCGAAUGGGAUACAACAAGACAAAUGUUUGAACAAUUUGUGGAUAUAUUCAUUAAUGCUAUGUUUGAUCUAAUUGGGCCUAGAAAAUAUUCUCAGUGGGGAGGAUCCCUAAUUGAUUCUGUGGUGGGUACUUUCCUUACACAGAAUUCUGCUGAUAAUUUAUCAAGCCAAGCUUUUAUGAAUAUAGCGGCGAAGUUUCCUAAGAGUGAGAGACACUGUCAAGAUAAUGCGACUCAAUUAAUAGAUGGUGUCGAUAGAAAAAUGAAGUCAAAAGAAGCAUUUGAUAACUUUGACUUGGUUCAUUCACAUUUUGAUGAAUACAUUAAAUCUGAGGAAGAAGUUGACUUUGAUAAAAAGGUGAAAAGUCAAUACGGCGAAGACUACAAUAGAAUUAUAGGAAAUUUUGCUGCAAGUAUGAAGCAGAAAAACAUCUCUACUUGGGACAGUGAUCUUAUGAAUUUAGUGAAAGAUAAAUAUGGAAAUCCAGUGUGCGACGAGAACAACUUGAGAAAGAUCUUAGCUUCACUACGACAACCAGUCACAGCAUCUAAUUGGAAAGAGUUACAGGAGGAAGCAUAUAAAAAAGGAUACAAUAACAAAAGUCAAACUGAAACAAGUGAUGUUGUAGAUUGGGAAUCAGUUCUAAACGCUCCAUUUUCUGAGGUUGCAAAAUGCAUUGCAAUCAGGGGACAGCACAACAUUUUGGCUGUGCGGAUACUGGCUUUUCUCGACCAUGUAAAGAAAGCUCAAGAUGGAAGCUUUGACCUAGAUUGGCUUAGAUUUGUAUCACGUGAAAAAGCCAAAAAAUUUCUGCUUAGUAUACAUGGGAUUGGAGUGAAAAGUGCUGACUGCAUUUGCCUUUUGUCAUUGAGGCAUAGAGCAUUUCCAGUUGAUGUCAAUGUAGCUCGCAUAGUGACAAGGCUAGGAUGGGUCAAACUUCAGCCCUUAAACGGUGCUGAUUUCCACCUAAUUGACCUUUAUCCGAUCUUGGAUGAUGUACAAAGGUAUUUAUGGCCUCGAUUGUGCACCAUUGAUAAGGAAAAGUUGUAUGAACUGCACUGUCUUAUGAUAACUUUUGGAAAGGUAGUUUGCAGGAAAAAAAAUCCAAACUGCGGAGCUUGUCCUUUCAGUGCAAGUUGUAAAUAUUACAAUAGUUCACUUGCCAAAAAGUCGCUACCUCUUCCAGAGAAGCAUGAACAAGGAGAACAGCAAACAAGCAUGGUUGCUUAUGGGAGUUGCACACCAAGUUCUCAACAAAUGUAUCGGUAUCAAAUUGCAAUAAGCAGCACUACUACUGAAACACCACCCAUCCAUAGCUGCGAGCCAAUUGUUGAGAUGCCACCAAGCCCAGAAUAUGAAUACAAUGAAACACCUAAUGAGCAAGAAGAUUUCUACGAAGAUUAUGCAUGUGAUAUUGAAGAUUUUGCACCAGGAGUACAAUAUGAUUCUGAAAUAAAUAUUUGUUCAAACAAGCAUACGCUGAACAAUAAUUCUUGGACACCGAACUGUGGGAAGGACUUGGCUGUGAUCAAUCCAAAGUGUAGCUUUGGCCAAAGUAAAAAACUAAAAAAUACCGGUCGUCUUAGGACAGAACACAAUGCAUACGUCCUCCCAGAUGGUCAUGUAAUCCUAGAAGAGUUCGAAGACAGAGUUCCGGGAGAUAGAUGUCCUUACCUACUAGUGGUUAUUUCAUGUCCUGAUGACUACAAAGUUAAAGGCACGGUUCUGAUACCGUGUCGGACAGCAAAUAGAGGAAAGUUUCCACUGAAUGGUACCUACUUCCAGGAAAAUGAGGUUUUUGCAGAUUACUCAUCUAGCCGAAACCCAAUAACUGUACCUAGGGAAUGUAUUGGGAUGCUGGAGAGAAGCAUUGUAUACUUUGGUUCAUCUAUACACUCGAUCACAAAAGGUCAAACAAGGCAAGAUAUACAGGAAUGCUUGAAGGAAGGAUAUAUCUGUGUACGGUCGUUCCACCGGAAGACCAGAAUACCACUACGCCUAUGUAGCACACUACAUGCUACCAACACCAAACCUGCUCGUGAGAAGCCUAUGAAGCGGACUAGGACAUCGCCGGAGGGGAAGAAGAACGGGACAUCGCCGGAGGGGAAGAAGAACGAGAGCCUCUUCUGAUGCUUGACUUCGUGUACAAGUUGUAGCUGAAUGUUCCUCAAAAUAUAGGAUUAACUAGUUCUGUAACACUAACACCCCGGCUUGGUUAUGACUUAGAAACUGUUAGGCCAUGUUUGGUUCACAUCUCCUAAAGUUUAGUCACUUGUUUAAAAAUGUUAAAGGAGGUAACUAAAAAAAACCUCUUAAAUAGGACAUUAUAGGGACUAAUGUUUAGUUCCUAAAAUUUAGGAGAUGACUAAAGGAACCAAACAUAGUUUACUAAGCCUUAGUAAACGUGUGAAUAAAUGCCUCUCUUGUGUGGCGGCUAUUUUUA